This is a messenger RNA of Hymenoscyphus albidus, 755 nucleotides long. The record is from the annotation of a GenBank genome assembly. Lineage: Eukaryota; Fungi; Ascomycota; Leotiomycetes; Helotiales; Helotiaceae.
AUGUCAAGACUCAAGCUCCAUGAUGAUGAUGUCGAUCUCGCUGCGAAAGGGAAAGGUGUGGUGGAGUCGUCUCUAGAGUCUACUUUACUUCGUAGCAGGGGCGUUGAGGAGGCGUUCUCGUCAGUACGUGGUGCACGUAGUAAUCCUGUCGUGUUGUGUCGUGGCAAGAAACGAGACACCAAAUAUUACGAAUAGAAUGAUGGGACGGCAGACUCAGCUGCAUCCGCGGAUGACGGGCCGUACGGAGGAUUGUUCUUAUGUUUGUUUAUUCGACUGCAACCGUUCCGAUUGAGGGAGAAGGCAAGGUCUGGGGCCCGAGAGGAGAUGGGAGAUGGAGAAGAUGAUUCUGCUCAUCUGCUCAGAGUCUCCGUCUCAGUCUCAGGGUCCCUGGUGAUAUCUGAGAUAUCUCAUCAUCUCCUCCGCUUUCCCUGUCUCCUGGAUGCUGGUCGUGCAGCGUGCAGCGUGCAGCGGAGCCCGUAGCUACGGCCACCACGAUCCAGAAUCAAAGCAGCAGCCACGGCUCUUUCUAUGCCAGGCCUUCUGGCAGCAUGGAGCAAUGGACCAUGGCCAUCCGGACCAACUGGACAUCUCAGGCUCGGACGGGGCAGCGGUGCGAAGUAGAAGUAGAAAGCCAGAUGGAUGCAAAAUCAGGGGCGGCGAUUGGCCUCACCAACUUCACCAAGAAAGUUGUGAAAGUCGUCAUUGCCGCUUUUGCCAUCAACCGCAGAGCCCUGCAACCGGGGUCUCUCGCUUAA